Molecule: messenger RNA, 2378 nt
Organism: Lampris incognitus (smalleye Pacific opah)
Lineage: Eukaryota; Metazoa; Chordata; Actinopteri; Lampriformes; Lampridae
Gene: gyg1a
Product: glycogenin 1a
Exons: 7
Coding region: 59-1060 (333 amino acids)
Cellular component (GO): cytoplasm
Molecular function (GO): glycosyltransferase activity
Source: RefSeq, a predicted model, not a curated record
ACCCCCAAACCGCACACACAUUCACCUGGAGUCCGGGGCCGACCCAACUCAGCGGACCAUGGCGGACCAAGCAUUUGUGACUUUGGCCACCAAUGAUAACUAUGCCAAAGGAGCGAUGGUUCUUGGUCAGUCAUUACGCAACCAUACGACAACUGAGAAACUGGUCGCCCUUAUUGGACCACGUGUUACAGAACCAUACAGGACUACUUUGAACUCCAUCUUCGAUGAGGUGUGUUUGGUGGACAUUAUGGACUCCAAGGACACUGCCCACCUGGCCAUGAUGAAGCGUCCAGAUCUGGGGAUAACAUUCACCAAGUUGCACUGCUGGACUCUCACACAUUACAGCAAGUGUGUGUUCAUGGAUGCAGACACACUGGUGCUGUCAAACAUAGAUGAGUUGUUUGAGAGGGAGGAGCUAUCUGCAGCGCCGGAUCCUGGUUGGCCAGAUUGUUUCAACUCUGGCGUUUUCGUGUUCAGACCAUCCAAUGAGACACACGAGAAGCUUGUCAAAUUCUGCAGUGAGAAGGGCAGCUUUGAUGGUGGGGACCAGGGAGUUCUUAACAGUUUCUUUAACACUUGGGCGACGGCAGACAUUUCCAAACACCUCCCCUUCAUCUACAAUCUCAGUAGUAUCGCUAUCUACUCCUACCUACCAGCCUUCAAACAGUAUGGCCAUGAGGCAAAGGUGGUCCACUUCCUUGGCAAGAUGAAGCCCUGGAACUAUUCCUAUGAUGCGGAAAGCAGGGAGGUCAAAGGUCAUUCCCUUUCCCCAGACCUACUCCACCUGCACCCUGACUACCUGGUCAUGUGGUGGGAGCUCUACUGCAAGUCUGUGCUACCUGUGUUGAAGCAGGCCUACGGAGAUAUACCCUGCAACACCGACUGCACAGAGGAUAAGGUCUGUGGAGAUGUGAAGGAGGUAGCAGCCCUGGCCCCAGUCCCUCCCCGGCAAAUUUCGUCCGAGGAGAGGAAGCAGCGCUGGGAGGCAGGUCAGGCCGACUACAUGGGUGACGACUCCUUCGUCCACAUUGAACGCAAACUUGACUCCUUCCUGAAGUAAGGCCCAGGUGUGGGAGAGGGAGCGUGACGGACCAAGAGAGAGAGAGAGCGCAACAAUCGUAGGCCACAUGCGGCUCUGCUUGGGUGGGGGAUCAAGAGGAGCUCGAUGUGGCGGAUGACUGAUCAAAGGUCUUGGUGCCUGACUCUAGUGUGAGUGCGUUAUAUGAGAGAGAGCGAGAGAGAGAGAGAAUGAACUUAAAACUCCCACACUCUUACUUUUUCAAGUGUUCUUGUGCAACUGAAUUAAGAGCUCGUGUACAUUCGCAGUCCAGAAGUCUUCCAAAGGGUAACACAAGUUUGUGGAAACUUUCAACACCUACCAAGACCAAUCAUAGGUUGAGAGAAUGACUGUAGGCAAACCUGGGUGUUGAAAGGGGGUUUAAGUGUUGUUUCUGGAUAUGACCACAACUUCUUAUCCUUUUUUCUUUCCUUUUCUUCCUCUAAACCAGUUUUGAAGCAGCUAACUUGGCUGACUCACCCAACUCAGUGCAGAACCUUGUUUUAUAAAAACCGCCAACCUCGCCAUCACCUGACGCUGUUCACCCCAUCAGAGUGCGUAGAUAGAGCUCAUCUUCUAGGCCUCUGGGAUGUUCACUAGCCCUCAAAUUCACCCUCUGGGUUGUCAUUUCUUGUACCAAGGCCAUUUGCAUUCUCGCAUGGCUCAAAGCAAACGUGUCAGUAAAUGUUCAAGCCCAAAUUGUGGAGGAGUAGUCUUUCUGUGUGAACUUGAUAGUCAGUUUUCUGUUUUGUUGUUUUUGUUUAAUAAACCGUGUACCCCCAGGAUUUUCUGUAUCUGUGCCCUGCAUGCACACUUUGUUUGGACUCGUCUGUGCAUUUCAGCUGCCAGACCCAUGACAGUAUAUACGUAUAUAUUUGUUAUUCCUGUGUGCCAUGACCCGUUUCAUCACUUCCUGUGUUAAGUGUACCCAGCUGCCUUACCGCUGUUCACUGUUUACAAAACCUCCUACUGUAAAUGCUGCUAAUAGCACAGCACCAACCCAACCGUUCCUGUUACUAAAACCCCAUCCAGUCCACUCCAGCACUGUUCCCUUUCAGUGACUCCUAAUUUGCAUCUCCUGACUUGUUAACCACUGUGAUCCUAACUCACCACUCCACAAACACACUCCUAAGGGAUGCUGGAAAGGUUGAGCGUUAGGAAAAGUGAAUAUGCCUUUUUCUGGUCCUGUCUGGCCGCUCCGUCCCAAGCAUGCAUGUGUGUCGAGGUGGAACAGCACCGCCAGUUGAUACUGGUCUGUCCCGGAUGAACUGUUCCAUUAACUGUAAUUAUGUGUAAAAGCUUUAAUAAUAAAGAUCUGGUG